AUGGCUUGUGUAAGGAACACACUCUGCUUCUUUGCAGCUUUGCUUUUGGGUGAUUUCAAUUUAUAUUUUGUGAAUAAAGAUAAUAUAUGCAAGGAAGUGGAAUGUGGGAAAGGGAAAUGCAAAGCAUCUUCAAACUCAACUUUUAUGUAUGAAUGUGAGUGUGAAGAUGGUUGGAAACAGUUUGAUCAUCACCUCAAGUUUCUCCCUUGCAUUACCCCAAACUGUACCUUUGAUCUUACGUGUGGUGAAGCAGCUUCUCCAGCACAGGCCAAAACGCCUCCUAAAGAUAACUAUACUUCAAUUCUCGACGUUUGUAAUUGGGUGGAUUGUGGAGGAGGGGUUUGCAACAAGACAACAACGUUUUCAUACACAUGUGAUUGUCGUGAAGGUUACAACAAUCUCAUGAACAUUACUACAUUUCCUUGCCUUAAGCAAUGUGCACUUGGAAUGGACUGCUUGAAUCUUGGGAUUCCUUUGUCGAACGCAUCAUCGUCUUCUCCACCUGCUCUACCUGACAGUAGCAAGAAUCAAGCAACAGGAUUGAAGAAUCUGGGAGGAUCAUCGGUGUGGUUGAUGACAUUUAUGUUAUGUAUCUCUCUAGCACCAUGGAGGUUGCUCUAG
Molecule: messenger RNA, 621 nt
Organism: Arabis nemorensis
Lineage: Eukaryota; Viridiplantae; Streptophyta; Magnoliopsida; Brassicales; Brassicaceae
Source: the annotation of a GenBank genome assembly